Messenger RNA from Fundulus heteroclitus (mummichog), 2012 nucleotides. RefSeq names its product nuclear receptor coactivator 7-like. Lineage: Eukaryota; Metazoa; Chordata; Actinopteri; Cyprinodontiformes; Fundulidae. Gene Ontology annotation, biological process: response to oxidative stress; regulation of transcription by RNA polymerase II. The record is from RefSeq and is a predicted model, not a curated record. Gene Ontology annotation, cellular component: nucleus. The transcript is spliced from 6 exons. Bases 703 to 1380 code for a protein of 225 amino acids.
UUCCCCACUAUGGCAUGACGCUGUCCCUCAAAGUCAAGUCAAAGCUUAACAGUAAAGAUCUUCUGGCCAACUUCCCAGUGCAGCUUAACUGAGAUGUUAAUCACAUUUGCAACGUUUACAAUUGACACUGACCAAUAUCACUCCACAGUAACACUUCAAUAACCAGUGCCAAUUACUGAAUGACAUUGUCAAGUUUGAUAGAUUCGCUACACUUCCAAAUAAAUGGCAUAAUGAUUUGACUGCAAGGACAGUACCUUUUAUUGAAAGCUACACGUUUUUACUUGACUGCUACACAAUGACAAAUAUUUUGAUACAGUUUUCCUAUUAAUACUUUCUUAAAACCCAUCAAAUGCUGUGAAAAGCAGCCCAAAGUUUUGCAGACCUCACAAAGCUAAUUUUUCCAGCCCAACGCCCAAUCUGGCAACACUAUCUGGCAGUUGUCCCUGGGUUUGUGGGAAAUUCCAUCUUCCUUAUAUGGACAUCCUCCACAUCUCAGCAGCAGGUUUUUUCUUUCCUGCCAGAAAGAGAAUCAACGGUCAUUGGCAGAACAAACCAAGGAUUCGGUUGCCGAAAAAUGAAAGCGAAAGUGGCACAGCCAGUGAAAGUGAACCUGUCUCACACUUUCUAAGUAGUGACUGAUGCCUUUAGAAAGCAGAUGUGUGGAGCAGCAGAGUGCAGAAUAAGACAGAAAAAUUAGUUGCAAUGAGGAAAAGACAGGAAAACAUGGUGGUGCUUUAUUUUGCCAGGAACAAGGUGGAGCCGUAUGUUGAGAUCGUCACAGUGAAGGACUCAAAGCGUAGCGUGAGUCUGUGCAACUCAGUGGAGUCUGAGCCAGAGAGUGAGUACCAGGAGACGGAGGAUGCACUCCCUGUCCUGAAACAUGAGAGCCAGCUGCUAGAUGAUUAUCACCUCCAGAAGCUUGCUGCUCACAUGCCUCCAAAGGCCCAGUGUUAUCCGUGGCAGCUGGUGUACAGCACCGCCAUCCAUGGAACAAGCCUGAGGACUCUCUACAGAAACAUGGCUGGUCUGGACAGCCCUGUGCUGCUGGUCAUCAAAGACAUGCACAAAAAGGUUUUUGGGGCUUUUUGUUCGGAUCCACUAAGAGUCAGCAAAUAUUUCUACGGCACUGGCGAGACCUUCUUGUUCAGCUUCAGCCCCGACUUCCAGCAUUACAGGUGGAGCGGGGAGAACUCCUACUUUGUGAGCGGCAAUUGGGAAUCCCUGCAGAUUGGAGGAGGAGGGGGGUGCUUUGCUCUCUGGCUGGAUGCUGAUUUGUACCACGGUGCAAGCUUCUCCUGCCCCACCUUCCACAACGCUCCUCUUUCCACACAUGAAGAUUUUACUGUUCUGGAUGUUGAAGUCUGGACUGUGCCGAUCUGAAAGGCAACUUCAAACAAACGUGGUUUCUCCAGUGAAGUAAAGACGCUCCAAACUGAAUGCUGUGUCCGGACAGAGCCUUAGCUCGCUGCACCAGGAUCAGAGCAUCCCACGUACUGUUCAAAGCCAGUUAGGCUGGCUCUGCAAACUCGCUUGGUGGUCGGUUGAAAUAUGACCUUUAGAGACAAGAGGAAACAUGAACAGCUCAUUGCAAAGCUGGUAAAGAGACGGUUGGAAGCUUUGUACAGGCAGUGGCCUGCUUUAACUGUGUAAAAAAAUCACAGCACAACUUGUUUUGUUAAAUAGUUUUCAAACUUUUAAGUUUUAUAUAGAUUUGUAUUUAACAGAACUUAUGUUCUUAAGUAAAAUAAUUUAUUUUAUGGUACUGGCACUGUAAUAGAAUUGGACCUAAAGCUCUGUAUAUGAGGAAGUGAGAAGCAAAUAAAUCAGGUGGAGAACGUACAAUGAAACUGUAAUGACAGGACCUUGUGGCAUUUAUGAGGAAGCAAAUCUUAGUUGUUAAUGGUCUUCUCUAUUUUCCUCAAUUUCCUAUGUCUUUGUCUAAGAUUUUUAUUCUCAGGGAAAUGGGUAUUUUUGCAAUUUUACAACAUUUCAAAUAAAUAGAUUUGUAUUUA